Messenger RNA from Daucus carota subsp. sativus, 1710 nucleotides. RefSeq lists its product as uncharacterized. The record is from RefSeq and is a predicted model, not a curated record. The coding region runs from base 1000 to 1581 and encodes 193 amino acids. Lineage: Eukaryota; Viridiplantae; Streptophyta; Magnoliopsida; Apiales; Apiaceae. The transcript has 13 exons.
UUCAAUUCGCGUUGGAUCCGACAGAGAAGCGGGCGCUCCACAUUAUUUUUUGAAAUCCCCGGUCGGUUAUUUUUUCCCGUCAUUUCAGGAGCUGUUAACUCCACCACUUUCCAUCCAUGAUUUCAGCAGCCAGAUACCCCUGCAAUUUGAAAACUCAACGUGCCUAUGACGACUCUUUCUACCGACGCAGAGUUUCAGAUUCCGGUACACACUCAUCUCUCAGACAAUGGAAUCAGGUAAGUGUCGAUCUUCGCUAGGUGUACUCGAGAUUAAGGUAAUUGAUCUUUGAUGCAUAGUUCAGUCGUUUUCUUUGUCCUUCAAGCAACUUCUAUAGUCGGUGUUAAUUUUCUCAAUUGAAUUAUCUCUCGGGAUUUUGCAGAUUUCCGUGCUUCUAAUUGUGACUCAGGUUUUUUUUUUCGUUUUGCGAGUGAUGCCUAAUUCAAUCAUGGGUGAUUGCAUAUAUUAUUGUCAGUUGACUUCAUUGAAUAUACCUUCAUUUCUUAUAUAGGGAAAAGGUAAUAAUCCCGGCAUCGAAGCCGUAUAUCUCCUUGAUUGGAAAUCAGAAUGCAGCAAAUCAAACAGUGAUAACUUGGGGUGACAAAGCUUUUGAUAUAGCCAAGGAUGACACUGUUCUUGGCACCUACAGAUCAGCUUCUGUCACUGUCCUAUCCGAUUACCUUUGCGCGGCUGGGAUCACUUUCGAGGAUUCUGCACUUCCUGUUGGUGAAGUUUCGGGCAAUACACCAUAGAAGAUUUAUCAAAUUAGUAAUUUUCAGGUACACGGAUUUGUGCUUCAUCUCUGGCUGGUAAAACAACAAAAAGGCUUACUACCCUACCCAAAGUUCAGGACAACAAUAAAUAUUAGACAAAGAUGCAUCUAACAGGACAGUGCCAGUUUCGUGUUUUGAAACUCCAACUCGUGCUGAUAAGAUUUGCCAACAACUCUCUCACUCCACACAAGGUUCAGGUUCUCAUUCAUCUGCUAAUGAGGCUUCUUUGAUGUGCGAAAAUGCUUAUCUGAAUACAGCAGCCAGGAUACAGCAACAUAUUGGUUCACGUGUAGCAACUCCAACUACUGCUGGCAAGGAUUACCCUGCAACCUGCCGCACCUCCCAAGCAGGUCAACAAAUUAAUAAUACCAGGCGCGUCAAUCUAUUGAACCAUUAUACCCCGGCAAAUACUACAACUCAGACUAGCCCUGAUACGGAGAUCACUGUCCCGGUUCCUGAGUUGGACAAAAUUGGUGUUCGUCGUACAGUUUGGUAUUCUGAUGAGGCAAGUCAUGGUCCAAGGAAUUUGUUGAAUUCCUUCAACAAAGUUGGGGAAAACAGUGGUUCAGGAAGGACAGAUAUAGGUCUUUCGGAGGAUUGUCAUGGCCCUGAAUUUGAAUCGACCUCGACUAACAACAACGUUGGUGGGCAUGAAAGGUUGCAAAAUGCAUGUGGGAGUUCUUCUGAAGUGUCCAAAGCAGGCCGAUCAAGGAUAACAAUAGUAAAACAGGUCUUUAGUGAAAGUUGUGAGAAUUAUCUUUGUAUCUUUGCUCUGGUAGUAUGCACUAAGAAGUCUUUUUAUGUAGAUUGAAUUGUACUUUCAUAUUGGGGUUAAUUUAAUGUAAGGUGAUUAUAAAGAAAAAAAUUAUCCGUGGCUGUUAAGUGAGGGAAUGAAAAUAUGUAUGUUUUUUCUAACUAAAUAGAGUGAAUACUUUUUGCA